This is a messenger RNA of Cyphellophora attinorum, 1203 nucleotides long. Its product is annotated as Heat shock-like protein. The record is from RefSeq and is a predicted model, not a curated record. Gene Ontology annotation, molecular function: ATP binding; ATP-dependent protein folding chaperone; ATP hydrolysis activity. The coding region runs from base 1 to 1203 and encodes 400 amino acids. Gene Ontology annotation, cellular component: protein-containing complex; cytosol; plasma membrane. NCBI's taxonomy places the organism in Eukaryota, Fungi, Ascomycota, Eurotiomycetes, Chaetothyriales, Cyphellophoraceae. Gene Ontology annotation, biological process: protein stabilization; protein folding; cellular response to heat. The transcript has 3 exons.
AUGUCGGAGACCUUCGAAUUUCAGGCUGAGAUCUCUCAGCUUCUGUCCCUCAUUAUCAACACCGUCUAUAGCAACAAGGAGAUUUUCUUGCGAGAACUCAUCUCCAAUGCCUCAGACGCCCUCGACAAGAUCCGCUAUGAAGCUCUCUCAGAUCCCUCCAAGCUCGAUUCGGGCAAGGACCUGCGCAUCGACAUCAUCCCCGACAAGGAGAACAAGACCUUGACCAUCCGUGAUACCGGUAUUGGCUUCACCAAGGCUGACUUGGUCAACAACCUUGGUACCAUCGCCCGCUCAGGCACCAAGCAGUUCAUGGAGGCUCUCACCGCUGGUGCUGAUAUCUCCAUGAUUGGCCAGUUCGGUGUUGGUUUCUACUCAGCCUACCUUGUUGCUGACAAGGUCACCGUCAUCUCAAAGCACAACGAUGAUGAGCAGUAUAUCUGGGAGUCAUCUGCCGGUGGCACCUUCAGCAUCGUCCCCGACGCCGAUGGUGAGGAUCUCGGCCGUGGCACCAAGAUCAUCCUGCACCUGAAGGACGAGCAGACCGAAUACCUCAACGAGUCAAAGAUCAAGGAGGUCAUCAAGAAGCACUCCGAGUUCAUCUCAUACCCCAUCUACCUCCACGUUCUCAAGGAGACCGAGAAGGAGGUCCCAGAUGAGGAUGCGGAAGAGGUCGAAGAUGACGAUGAGAAGAAGGCCAAGAUCGAAGAGGUAGAUGACGACGAGGAAGAGAAGGAGAAGAAGCCCAAGACCAAGAAGGCCGAGGAGAAGGAGUACGAGGGUCUUGCCAAGUCGCUCAAGAACGUCCUUGGCGACAAGGUUGAGAAGGUCGUUGUCUCCCACAAGCUCAUCGGCUCCCCCUGCGCCAUCCGCACCGGCCAAUUCGGUUGGUCUGCCAACAUGGAGCGCAUCAUGAAGGCUCAGGCUCUCCGUGACACCUCCAUGUCCAGCUACAUGUCCUCCAAGAAGACCUUCGAGAUCUCGCCCAAGAGCGCCAUCAUCCGCGAGCUCAAGAAGAAGGUCGAGGCUGACGGUGAGAACGACCGCACUGUCAAGUCAAUCACUCAGCUGCUCUUCGAGACUUCGCUCUUGCUUGUCUCGCUUGGUCUCAACGUUGACGAGGAUGAGUCCGAGCCCGAGGAGAAGGCCGACGAGGAGGUCCCUGCUGCCGCGGCUGGCGAGAGCGCUAUGGAGGAGGUCGACUAA